CAAUUUUUCCCUUUUUUUUUUUUAUUUUUGAUUUUAUUAUUCAUGUUUUUUUAUCCAUCAUUAUGAGUUACAAUACAACACAAGUCAUUUCUAAUAAUCCAGAAGCGUUACUAGCGUUCACGACAUUGACAACGGAUAACUUGAUUCAUUGCAGCAACCAACCAAAUGCACGACGAUUACCACCAUUAAAUGAAUUUAUCCAAGAUUUCUACAAACAAAAAAAGAUCCCCUGUGCCGUCAAACUUUUCACAUUGAUCUACUUGAAGCGAUUAAAGAGCAAAUUACCCGAUCAUGCACGGGGAGGACCUGACACACCUUAUCGAUUAUUUCUAGCAGCUUUAUUAACCAGCUCUAAAUACUUGUCUGAAGCCGGCACAGGAUUAACCAGCACACAUGUUUCCUACCUGACUCAUCAAUUAUAUACACCCAAAGAUAUUAACCGUAUGGAACGUAGUUUCUUGGGCCUACUUCGAUACGAUUUAUGGGUCUCAUCAGAUCAUAUCCAUGCCUUUAUUAAAGCGUAUGGUCCUUAUAUCGACAUUGAUAUCAACUCAGUAAAUAUACCAGAACACAUGGCCAGAUGUUUAUUAGCCAAUUCUCCCACCAACAUGACUGUGAUUUCCCACCCUGCUUAAAACACCCAAUCUUUUUUUUUCUCUUUCCUUUGUACAUAAUAAUAAAGUAAAUAACAAUGAGGAAUUAUACCCCCCUCCUUUUUUAUUCAAUUUAUUUAUUUAAACAAAG
Mucor mucedo is the source of this 744-nucleotide messenger RNA. RefSeq lists its product as uncharacterized. Gene Ontology annotation, biological process: regulation of cyclin-dependent protein serine/threonine kinase activity. Gene Ontology annotation, molecular function: protein kinase binding; cyclin-dependent protein serine/threonine kinase regulator activity. The transcript has 2 exons. NCBI's taxonomy places the organism in Eukaryota, Fungi, Mucoromycota, Mucoromycetes, Mucorales, Mucoraceae. Bases 63 to 635 code for a protein of 190 amino acids. The record is from RefSeq and is a predicted model, not a curated record. Gene Ontology annotation, cellular component: cyclin-dependent protein kinase holoenzyme complex; nucleus.